Molecule: messenger RNA, 4199 nt
Organism: Erigeron canadensis
Lineage: Eukaryota; Viridiplantae; Streptophyta; Magnoliopsida; Asterales; Asteraceae
Product: ATP-dependent RNA helicase DEAH13
Exons: 12
Coding region: 97-4029 (1310 amino acids)
Biological process (GO): maturation of SSU-rRNA from tricistronic rRNA transcript (SSU-rRNA, 5.8S rRNA, LSU-rRNA)
Cellular component (GO): nucleolus; intracellular anatomical structure
Molecular function (GO): ATP binding; RNA binding
Source: RefSeq, a predicted model, not a curated record
AUAUCUUUUGUUUCCCGGCCCCCAAAACACACACACACACACAGUUCAGCCUCAGCUCCGCCGCUAUAGACGCCACAACCACCCACCGAGGAAACUAUGGAGUCCUUGGAGGGAUUAGACCAUGGAUCACAUUUGUCCAGUUUUAAUGGAGAUGAUAGUAACGCUUUGAUCUUGACGGGAAAGAAAAAGAAAAAAUCUAAGGAGAAAGGUUUAAAACAACGGGGGCCUUUAAAGUUCAAGAAAAAGGACAAACCUAAACCAAGCAACUCUCAAAAGAGAAAGCUGAAGAAGCUUGAGGAGGAAAAGGGGAAAGCGGAUCUUUUAGCUAAAAGUCUUGAGACACUAGAGAAAUACAAAAUUCAAGACGAUGCUUAUUCACUCAUGUGGUCUUCACGCCGUUUGGGCCAGGUUGAUACUGCCCGAGAGAAACGCAGAAGAGAAGAGCAGUUUGCUAAAACGGGUUUAGUAUUACAACAUAGCGACCCUCCUCAAAAAAGACUGGCCGUUAGUAAUGAUUCUUGUGAGAGCGAACCUGAUAUAAGUGAAAAUUACCCGGACCCAGACGUGGAAGGGGAUUUCCCAAUUCAAACCAUAAACAGAGUUAUAAAUAUCACUAGUCUGAAAUCUUCUCCUCAGAGAUCUUCUUCAGAACUACUAUGUAGCAAAAAUACUGAAGACGUUGGUGCACUAGUGUCUGCUUCGAAUGCUAAUAAACUUGAUGAUGAGCAUGCUAACUCAUCCAUGCUAAAAGAUCCUAAAGCUUCAUUGUCUACGUCUAACUGUAAAAUUAGUAUAUCAAAGUCAAAGGAGCUAGCUGGCUCUGCAACUAGUAUGACCGCGAUACAGAAACCCGUUGUUGCCCCCAUGGUGGUUCAUGUGUCGAGGCCAAAAAAGGUUGAGAGCAUGAGAAUGGAUCUCCCUAUUAUGGAGGUGGAGCACGAGAUUAUGGAAGCCAUAUAUGAGAAAAUCAGUGUUAUCAUAUGUGGAGAAACAGGAUCUGGUAAGACUACACAAGUUCCGCAGUUUUUAUAUGAGGCCGGAUUUGGUUCAAAAAAUCAUAGUAGUCGAAGUGGCAUUAUUGGUGUUACUCAGCCGCGUCGUGUGGCUGUCCUUGCAACUGCAAAGCGGGUAGCAUAUGAGCUUGGGCUUCGUUUAGGGAAGGAAGUUGGUUUCCAGGUUCGGCAUGACAAGCGGAUUGGAGACAGCUGCUCCAUCAAGUUCAUGACUGACGGAAUAUUGCUUCGAGAAUUGCAGAAUGAUUUUUUGUUGAAGCAAUACUCGGCCAUAAUAUUGGAUGAGGUUCAUGAGAGGAGUCUGAACACAGACAUACUUACUGGGAUGCUUUCUCGUAUUAUAGUAGAACGCCAGAAAAUCUAUGAACAGCAAAAAGAGUAUGAACGAUUAACAGGAAAGGCAAUUAGCUUUGAGAAAAAGAUCUUCCCGUUAAGGCUCAUAUUGAUGAGUGCCACCCUGAGGGUUGAAGACUUUAGAUCGGAUAUAAUGUUCGCUGAACCUAUAAAACCACCUGUAAUUAAAGUGAGAGGUCGUCAAUAUCCAGUUAGUAAACAUUUUUCAAAGAGAACAGAGCUUGUGGACUACAUUGGACAAGCCUAUAAAAAGAUCUUAACAAUUCACAAGAAACUUCCAUCUGGAGGAAUACUUGUGUUCGUGACAGGCCAAAGGGAAGUAGAACAUUUGUGUCGUAAGCUACGCAAAGCAUCUCUUGAGAUGACCAAAAGGAAGUCGGAUGCAAAUAGUGAGAUGCCUGUUGAUACCACUUCCAAGGAAUUUGACAUGAAGGAGAUUGAUGAAGCAUUUAAGAUGGGAAACAACCAACAAAUAGACAGAUUUAGCUCAUAUGGUAAUGAAGAUGGUGAUUUGUCAGAGGAUGACGAUGAGGCUUUCGAUUCUUAUGAAUCUGAAGAUGAAAGUGAUUUGGAGGCAAGCACUGAUAUAGAGGAUGCACGUAUCCAAGAUAAUGACCUUGUUAAUGUCUUGGGAGAAAAUGGAAAUCUUGAUUCACUGAAAGCUGCUUUUGAAACUUUAUCUAGGAAGAAAAAUUCUGACUCUAAACUGGACAGUGCUCAGUAUGAUUCUGUUCUAGGUGAUUCAAAGCAAUCAAAUUCUGCUUCUGCAGUGAUGAGGGAGGCCGGUGAUAGGUCCCCUGGAGCAUUGUGUGUUCUGCCCCUAUAUGCCAUGCUUCCCGCAUCUGCACAACUUCGUGUGUUUGAGGAUAUCAAGGAAGGAGAGAGGUUAGUAGUUGUUGCAACUAAUGUUGCAGAAACCUCUCUAACUAUCCCAGGCAUUAAGUAUGUUGUUGAUACAGGAAGGGAAAAGGUUAAAAAUUACAAUUCUUCUAAUGGAAUGGAAACCUAUGAUGUCCAGUGGAUAAGUCAAGCAUCUGCAGAUCAGCGUGCUGGAAGAGCUGGAAGAACAGGGCCUGGCCACUGCUAUCGUCUCUAUUCUGCUGCUGUCUUUACCAACAUGUUUGCUAAGCACUCAACUCCUGAAAUCCAAAAAAUACCUGUUGACGGUGUCGUUCUGCUCAUGAAAUCCAUGGGAAUUAAUGAGAUUACGAAGUUCCCUUUUAUUACCCCUCCAGAAGCUAAAGCUUUGUUUGAAGCAGAGGUUUGUUUAAAAUCUCUGGAAGCACUUGAUAGUGAUGGGAGGUUAACUCCUUUGGGGAAGGCUAUGUCCCGGUACCCAAUGAGUCCUCGCCAUUCACGGAUGCUUCUUACAGUUGUUCAAAUCCUGAACAGUGGAAAUGGUUCUGCACGACGGAAUCUGAUUUUAGGAUAUGCACUUGCAGCUGCUGCAGCUUUGAGCUUGUCGAAUCCUUUUGUAAUGCAGUUUGAAGGAGGGUCAGCUGAUGUGAACAACACUGAAAAUGUUAUCAGUAAAAGUGAAAAACUGAAGAAAAGAAAAUUGAAAGAGAAUUCUAAAACAUCCCGUGCAAAAUUUAUGAACCCGACCAGUGAUGCUUUGACUGUAGCUUAUGCCUUGCAGUGUUUUGAACUAUCAGAAAAUCAGGUGGACUUCUGUAAUGAGUAUUCAUUACACCUUAAAACCAUGGAGGAAAUGUCAAAGUUGAGAAAGCAGCUUCUGCAUUUAUUGUUUAACCAAACUAUGUGUGAUACUCGGCAGGAGUUUUUAUGGACUUGUGGAAAUAAAGAGGAUGUAGAACGAUCUUGGAUGGUUUAUUGUAAUAAACAUCCCCUGACGUUAAACGAAGAAGAGCUUUUGGGGCAAGCUAUAUGUGCUGGGUGGGCUGAUAGAGUUGCCAGACGUGUAAGAGGAAUUUCAGGCUUAUCAGAGGAAGAUCGGAAAGUGAGUGCACCCCGUUAUCAAGCACACAAAGUAAAUGAAACUGUGUUCCUUCAUCGCUGGUCUUCUGUUUCAAGAACUGCCCCCGAGUUUUUGGUGUUUAGUGAGCUUGUUGACAGGAAACGUCCAUAUUUACAUGGAGCAACAAGAGUGAAACCCGAGUGGCUUACUAGAUAUUCUGGCAAUCUAUGCAGUUUCUCUGCACCACUUGCCGACCCAAAACCAUAUUACGAGCCUCAGACUGACCAAGUUUAUAAUUGGGUGAAUACUACUUUUGGUGACCAUUUAUGGCAGCUCCCACUACACAGUUUACCUGUUAAAGACGAGAAAGUUAAGGUGACUGUUUUCUGUUACUCUUUGCUUGAUGGGAUUGUGUUACCAUGUGUAAGAAAAGUGAGGAAGUUUAUGGAUGCCCAAUCCGCCAGCAUUUUAAAACCAGAGGUAUCGAGCCAUAAGAGAUUUGGGAGACUAGUGUACGAGUUAAAGAAAAGGAAUAUACAUAGUUGUGCGGCGUUAAGGAAGGCAUGGAAGGAAAAUGAAAGAAUGUUGUAUGAUGAACUUUUGGAUUGGUUUCCAAAGGGAUUUGAGAAUACCUUUGCGGGUUUAUGGGAAAAUAUGCAGCAAGAAGUACAAUUAGAUCCCCAGGAGCGUUUUCUUGUAGUGAAGAAAAAAGAGAAUAGUAGAAAAAUACGUAUCAUGAACUAGCUUGCGUCUUCAUGGUGAAAGGUGUAGGUACGUUUCAAGAAAGAUUUUAUACUAGCAAUGUCAUUGUAACGCACAUUUUUGUUAGUAUUCAUGAAGUUAUAGUUAUUUACUAUAAGGUUUUAUCAUGUUUAGUUUUUAUUAAUGAAAAAUUAUAUCGCAUUUGUCUUAAA